AAGUCAACAACUGACAAAAUAUCUUCUCCAAACUUAAAAAUUGAGAAGCAGCACUUUAACUCUACACCAUUUUAGUGCAUGUAUUAGUUUUAAUAAUGAAUUUUGGUGCAUGCCUUUGGGCUUAUUCAAAAGUGUACAAUAGGAAAGUAUAUUUCCUUUCUUAGAAAGGAGAUGUUUUUCUACUUUGCAACAUGUGAUUACAAAGAUCUUCCUCUGUGGGAAGAUUAACCAUGUAUUGAACUACUGAAAAGUAUAUAUUUUUAGAUAUACAGAAGGAAUCUACAUGGAGCAGCGUUCAGACCUAUAUAGAAAUCAUAGCAUUCUGUAUAGGACCAAAAAGGAAAUAACAUUCAACACUUAAACAGACUUUGUUGGGUAGAAAUACCUUUAGAUCUUGCAUUGACUUCCAAAAAGAAAAUGCCACAGAAGUUUGGUGAAAACUUUUGUUGUUUGAAUUUUCUCUGUCAGUGUAUUUAGCCCAAAUACAACAGCUUUGGGUUAACACAUACGUAAGAAUCAAAAAAAACAAAGCUAACUAAAUAGAUCAUUCUGAUUUGCCAAUCCAGCUUGACUGAAAUAAGUAAACUAAUCACUUGCAACAUAAAAAACUGUCCAAUUCCUCUAAGGUUUUGACUUAAUAACCUUGGCUGAUGUGGGAAGACUCCCACUUUGAUUUCUGACCUGACAGUGAAGAUUCACGCUUCACAUGAUUUCAAACCUGACAGUGUCUGUUUAAGGAGCUAUGGUACAGUUUGCUAAUUCAAUCCCAGAUGCCUGUUGAUUACCUGUGAGAUCUAGAGUCCAAAGUAGCCAGCAGCUGUAUCCCUGAGUGCUCUGUGCCCAUCAGAUCUCUUAAAAUAAGCAGGGUUGGGACAGGUCACAGCGCAGAUGAGUGACCUCAGGUGCUGUGGACAGCCCCAGAUUCAAUAAUCGUAUCUGCUUUCUUGGGAGUCAUCACUGAACUAAUGUCCCACAUGGUGUUACUUACUGUAGUUGCUCUCUCUUGGAGGAGGCCCAAGAUCACACAUCCUAAUCGCUUGUGGUACUCAGAGGGGGGGUGCUAACUCUGAUGCCCUAGCCAAAUUCCAGUUUAGGGAUGUGGGUCUUCUUCUUGCCAUUCUAAUUGGAAAUAUGCAUCGCUUCCCAUUUUCCCUGUUGAUCUCAGUGCAAACUGUACUAAUCUGUUUCUUUGCCCUGGUCCCAAGUCUCUAAGAUGCUGGUGUGUAUUAUACGGGCCAAGUUCAUGCCUUGUCUUAAUGCACAAGAGUUGGGGAAUGAGUGAACUCUAUGUCAAAGUGCCCUGUAGCUGGAGAGUAAACUCUUGUGAUGCUUUGAGGAUGAAAUUGGCCCUCUUUUAGCAUAAGUUGGGGAAUGUGCACUGGCCAGAGGCUUCCAGCCAUGAGGUGUGAGCUGAAACCUAUUUUCCCUCUUUUCUUAUAGCAUGUUGAGAAAAUCUGUUGGGUUUUCAGCAGUCAGGGAAGGCCGGAGUUCUGCAGCUUUAAUCUGGGUAACUGAGGCUGGUUUGAGCAAGACUUUGGUUAAUUAACUGGGUUCUCAGAUGCCACAGACUCCGUGAAAAGUCACCAUUAUUUUCAAUGGUUGUGAUAGAAUUUCCCUCAGUAGCCAUUAUUUUAAGAUUAUAUUGCAGAGUUGCUUUAUUUGAGCUUUUUGUGUAUACACAAUCCCAAACUGGAAGAAAUAAUAAUUAAAAAAAAAAAAGGAAUCCUGCUGUGAAAGGUAUAUAUUACUCUAGAUUUUUCUUACUGUAAAUAUUGUAAGAUUGUAAUACUGUUGAUAUUUUAUUAACCAACAAAUGUUAAUCUAUGUGAAUUCAGACUUAUUUUAAAUGUGCUUCUUAUUUACUGUGUGUGGUCCCUGUUGCUGACAGUAUUAAGUUAUAUUCUGAUGUAAGAUUAACUUUAUUAAAGAAUGUAAACAUUAAUGUUUCCUUAUGGGAAAACAAAUAAAGUAUAAAGAAGACAAUUCUUUUCAUUAAAAUAUACUGUGUAUUUACACUUGCUAGACCCAGCACCACUUACAAAUUUAGUACACUGUUCAGAAUUUUAGUUAACACAGCUGACAUGGUUGUGCUCUGUUUGAAAGAUCAAGAGUAGGUAUUGUUGGAACAUAAACAGUUUGUAUUUGUCUGCUGUGAAUCAUAAUCUUGAAAUUUCUAAUCAAGUUUGUAAAAUUUUUAUAGUAAAACAUUUUAAUGACAAUUUAAAAAUUUAUCUUCUCUAAAGAAUGGUCAAAACAAUAUCCUUUCAGAAAGAGAAUUGUUCUUUAAUAUAUUUCCAAAAUAACUUUGGUUAAAUGGACCAGAUGGAUAUUAGUUAAAAUUUAGGACAAAGUCGUGAUAUUCUUUGAGUUUACAAGUUAAUCCUUAUUGGAGAUGUGCCAAUUAUACAGUAGAAUAUCAUUAAUUUGCACUGUUUGGGGACCCCAUUAAGAAUGCUGAAUUUUGCCAACUAAGAAGUAAGCAAAUGCAAUUUAAAAAGUAAAUUUGAGCAUUCUGUAUUAAAUAUGUGCAGUUAUUAUCACAUGAAGAAGCGCAGUGUGUCAGGCUGUAAUAUAACCAUACUUGCUGUCAUGUUCUCCCAUCUCAGUGCUGGGAACUCACCAUGUGGAAACCAAGCAAAUGUGUUGUGCAUCAACCGGCUUGAGUUUGUUCAAUAUCAAAGCUGAAACUAGCGAGGUCUGCUGUACUGCUUAUUGAAGUAUUGUGAUUCUUUUAGGCAUUGAUUCUUACAAAAUAUAUACUGUAACAGUAUACUUUGUACAGAUUUAAAUUUUAUUUGAAAAAAAUGAAAUAAAGUAGGCAAAAAAAUAAAGAUGUUUAUUUUUCAUGUGACUA
Ceratotherium simum simum (southern white rhinoceros) is the source of this 2854-nucleotide messenger RNA. RefSeq names its product IgA inducing protein (gene IGIP). NCBI's taxonomy places the organism in Eukaryota, Metazoa, Chordata, Mammalia, Perissodactyla, Rhinocerotidae. The record is from RefSeq and is a predicted model, not a curated record.